Budorcas taxicolor (takin) is the source of this 318-nucleotide messenger RNA. Its product is annotated as serine protease inhibitor Kazal-type 6-like. Gene Ontology annotation, molecular function: protein binding. Lineage: Eukaryota; Metazoa; Chordata; Mammalia; Artiodactyla; Bovidae. Bases 1 to 318 code for a protein of 105 amino acids. The record is from RefSeq and is a predicted model, not a curated record. The transcript is spliced from 5 exons.
AUGAAAACAUCAGGUGUCUUUCUGCUCCUCUUCCUGGCUCUUUUCUGCUUUUUCUCAGGUGUCUUCAGUCAAGGAGCUCAGGACAAAAGAGGCUGCAACACAAGAUCAGAGGGCUGGAUGCCAAGAAAAGGUGGCUUAAGGAGGCGUCUCUUUCAAGUUGACUGUGAUGAGUUCAAGGACCCCAAGGUCUACUGUACUCGGGAAUCUAAUCCCCACUGUGGUUCUGAUGGCCAGACAUAUGGCAAUAAAUGUGCCUUCUGUAAGGCAGUGUUGAAAAGUGGUGGGAAAAUCAACCUAAAGCACCGUGGAAAAUGCUGA